Ochotona curzoniae (black-lipped pika) is the source of this 4653-nucleotide messenger RNA. It is a transcript of the gene EPAS1, whose product is annotated as endothelial PAS domain protein 1. Bases 1 to 2694 code for a protein of 897 amino acids. Gene Ontology annotation, molecular function: RNA polymerase II transcription regulatory region sequence-specific DNA binding; protein dimerization activity; DNA-binding transcription factor activity, RNA polymerase II-specific. The transcript is spliced from 16 exons. Gene Ontology annotation, cellular component: cytoplasm; transcription regulator complex; nucleus. The record is from RefSeq and is a predicted model, not a curated record. Lineage: Eukaryota; Metazoa; Chordata; Mammalia; Lagomorpha; Ochotonidae. Gene Ontology annotation, biological process: regulation of transcription by RNA polymerase II; cellular response to hypoxia.
AUGCGUAUUUCCUGUAUAUUUGACUUAAAACCCACUCCCGUGAAGUUGCUUUCUCAGAGUAGCUCGGAGAGGAGGAAGGAGAAGUCCCGUGAUGCAGCAAGGUGCCGGCGAAGCAAGGAGACAGAAGUGUUCUACGAGUUGGCCCAUGAGCUGCCCCUGCCCCACAGUGUCAGCUCCCACCUGGACAAGGCUUCCAUCAUGCGGCUGGCCAUCAGCUUCCUGCGGACACACAAGCUGCUCAGCUCAGUGUGUUCUGAAAAUGAGUCUGAAGCCGAGGCUGACCAGCAGAUGGACAACUUGUACCUGAAAGCCUUGGAGGGAUUCAUUGCCGUGGUAACCCAAGAUGGUGACAUGAUCUUCCUGUCUGAAAACAUCAGCAAGUUCAUGGGACUCACACAGGUGGAGCUGACGGGGCACAGCAUCUUUGACUUUACUCACCCCUGUGACCACGAGGAGAUCCGGGAGAACCUGACCCUCAAAAGCGGAUCUGGUUUUGGGAAGAAAAAUAAGGACAUGUCCACGGAGCGGGACUUUUUCAUGAGGAUGAAGUGCACAGUCACCAACAGAGGGCGGACUGUCAACCUCAAGUCGGCCACCUGGAAGGUUUUACAUUGCACUGGCCAGGUGAAGGUCUACAGUGACUGCCCUCCCCACAACAGUCUCUGUGGCUACAAGGAGCCCCUGAUGUCUUGCCUCAUCAUCAUGUGUGAACCGAUCCAGCACCCAUCCCACAUGGACAUCCCCCUGGAUAGCAAGACUUUCCUGAGCCGCCAUAGCAUGGACAUGAAGUUCACCUACUGCGAUGAUAGAAUCACAGAACUGAUUGGCUACCACCCGGAGGAGUUGCUUGGACGUUCGGCCUAUGAGUUCUAUCAUGCCCUGGAUUCUGAGAACAUGACCAAAAGCCACCAGAACUUGUGCACCAAGGGUCAGGUGGUGAGUGGCCAGUACCGCAUGCUAGCAAAGCACGGGGGCUACGUGUGGCUGGAGACUCAGGGUACUGUCAUCUACAAUCCUCGCAACCUGCAGCCCCAGUGCAUCAUGUGUGUCAACUACGUGCUGAGUGAGAUCGAAAAGAAUGACGUGGUGUUCUCCAUGGACCAGACUGAGUCCCUAUUCAAGCCCCACCUCAUGGCCAUGAACAGCAUCUUCGACAACAGUGGUGAGGUGGUUGUGUCUGACAAGAGUGAUCUCCUGUUCACCAAGCUGAAGGAGGAGCCAGAGGAGCUGGCCCAACUGGCUCCCACGCCUGGCGAUGCCAUCAUCUCUCUGGAUUUUGGGAAUCAGAGCUUUGAGGACUCCUCAGCCUAUGGUAAGGCUGUCCUACCCCCAGGCCAGCCGUGGGUUGCGGAGGUGAGGAGCCACAGCACUCAGAGUGAUGCUGGGAGCCUGCCUGCCUUCAGCGUGCCCCAGGUGGCCGCCCCGGGGAGCACCACCCCCAGUGCCAGCAGCAACAGCAGCUGCUCCACGCCCAGCAGCCCUGAAGACUAUUACACCUCUCUGGAGGAUGACCUGAAGAUCGAGAUGAUCGAGAAGCUCUUUGCCAUGGAUACUGAGGCAAAGGACCAGUGCAGCACCCAGACUGACUUCAACGAGCUGGACCUGGAAACCCUGGCACCCUACAUCCCCAUGGAUGGGGAGGACUUCCAGCUGAGCCCCAUCUGCCCCGAGGAACCAGUCGUGCCAGAGAGCCCUCAGCCACCUCCCCAGCACUGCUUCAGCACCAUGACGAACAUCUUCCAGCCGCUGGUCCCGACAGCCUCUGAGAGCACCUUCCUGCUGGACAAGUACCCACCGCCACUGGAGGGCAAGAAGACAGAGCCUGAGCACCACCCCAUGUCCUCCAUCUUCUUUGAUGCAGGGCGCAAGACAGCCAUGCCUCCCUGCUGUGGCCAGGCCAGCACCCCUCUGUCUUCCAUGGGGGGCAGAUCCAACACCCAAUGGCCUCCGGAUCCACCAUUACAGUUCGGGCCAACAAAGUGGUCUGCUGGGGCUCAGCACACAGAACCCCUGGGAGCGGUGCCACUGGGACCCCCCGAUGCCUUGGCUCACGUCUCCAUGUUUAAGACAAGAUCUGCAAAAGGCUUCAGGCCCGGGGCUGCGGAUAUGAUGAGCCCAGCUGUGGCAGCCCUCUCCAACAAGCUGAAGCUGAAGCGGCAGCUGGAAUAUGAGAAGCAAGGCUUCCAGGACGGGGACCCGCCGGGCAGCAGCGCUUCACAUCUGAUGUGGAAACGGAUGAAGAGCCUUCGGGGAGGGGGUUGCCCUCUGCUGCCGGACAAGCUGCUGGAUGCAAACAUGCCCCCUGGGGGAGGGCUCAGGGCCCACCCCAGCUCCCCUACUGCCUGCCAGAGCCUUGUUCUAACAGAUGAGUUCAUCCAAAACCCGCUGAGGGGCCUGGGGCAGCCCCUGAGACACCUGCCACCCCCACAGCCACCAUCCACUUUGAGCUCCGGGGAGAAUGUCAAGAGCGGGUUCCCCCUGCAGGGUUAUGCACCCCCGUACCAGGACUACAACAACCAGCCUUUGACUCACAAGAUGCCAGGCCUGGCGAGCCGGCUGCUCGGGCCUUCGUUUGAGCCCUACCUGCUGCCCGAACUGACCCGAUAUGACUGUGAGGUGAACGUUCCUGUGCCUGGAAGCUCCACGCUCCUGCAGGGAGGGGACCUGCUGAGGGCCCUGGACCAAGCCACUUGAGCCAGGGCCUCCCGCAGGGCACAGCCCUGCCGACGCCGUCCCGCCAGCUUCAUUCACUCUCUACGGCUGUUUUUUUGCAACUAGGUAUUUCUAACACCAGCACAUUUUUGAUGAGAUGUACUUACCUGGCAGGUUUGCCCAGGUCACCAAGCAGUGGCCUUUGAGAUGCCCACUCUGCUAUCCCUGUUUUAAAGACAACAUCGUUUUACCUACAAAGAAAGCAUUCUUUAAUUCUGUAAGAUUUUUGUUUUCCAGCCCACCUCCAAUGACUUCUAAUUUAUAUUAUCCAUAGGUUUCCAUCUCCCUCCCUCUCAUGUGGUCUCCACUCUAACAGGUUCAGCGUACGUAGGCUCUCCUGUAGGAAAAGCUAUGGCUUCAGUGGACUAAAAAGAUUUUGUUGUUGUUGUUGCCAAAGAGAGACUAAAAGGAUUUCACAAUCCAAAAUGUGGCUUCUCCCUCUAGCAUCCCUCAUGUUUUCUUUGAAAUUCACAACACAGUGAUUAGCUUUUACAGUCUUUCUGAAGCCGACUCUGCUCCAGUUGGGCUCUGCCUGAGGAAUGCAGGGAUGUGAAGGUGGACUCUGGCAUGUGGUUUUCUGUGAAAGUUAUGCAGGGUGGUUCUUGCUAAACUCUGCGGCAUUUCCCUGUCCACUCUGAUGGAUUUUUUUUAAUCGUUAUUAUUAAAAAACAUAACUGAGAACUUUUUAAAAAUUUAUAUCUGGGUGAAGUGUUUAUUAUGAGAUAUAUGGGUACUUUGUGGUAACUAAAAGCUUAUAAAUGGAACCUGGCUCAGGCAGCUGCUCUCAGGCUGUUCAGUUUACUUUAUUGCUGACACUGCAGCCCUGAGCAGUCAUCCCAUGGGCCUGGACUAACCCUGCUACAGCUCUCCUCUCCCCUUUCCUCCCUCUGUGACAGGGGGACAACGGGCCACCCGGGGAUUGUACUUGCCACUGUCUUCUGCCAUUGCUCUGCAUUUCUGUGUAUCUAUGAUGAUGGUAGCCAACAAGGGCCACAUCCUGGGGGCAGGGACGUGCUUUCAUUUUUGGGAAGGUUUUGUUGCUAGCCCUUCAAGUGCACUGAGCUACAUGACUUCUAAAAGCCUUUCACAUAGCACACUGGGCUCUUUCCAGAACUGUCAUGCAAUGGUUCAGAUGGAAGCUGAGGCAAGAAAGUCAGGAUUUGGAAAUGGUGUAGUGACCUGGUCCGUGUCCUCCUGAGCUCAUGACCUUAGAGCUGGACUGAGCGAGGGCACCAAAUGGAGGGCAGUGGGUCCUGAUCAGCCCCCAGCCUGCAAGGCCCAGGUGGCAGGCAGUGCCCCUUGCUGGCAUGCAGCAGUCAGACCUCCAGGACCAGCCCCUAGCCUUGGACCCUGGCUAGGGAUCUCCUUGUCACUUGAAGUGAUGUGUAUAGGUAGGAAGCACUGAAAAUAGUGUUCUCAGAGCACUUUGUAACUCACUGGGUAAGAAGGACAGCACCUUUUGGUUUUUAAAUACCAAUCCCAUGGAACUUCACUGUACAGUUGCUACAAUAAAAUAUAAUACACACACCACAAGCCCAUCAGACCAAGAACCUGGUAAGCCCGAUGGACAAACUGCCAAUUACAAAGUAACUUUCAAAGUAUGUGAGGAAAAGGACUGGGCUGUGUGCUUCCUAGAGCACACAAAAGCAGCACAGCCUUGCCUGACAUGUGGCAGCAGAACUUGAAGGGUUACUGACAGGUCAGCACUGGUGUUUGAUUUCCUGUGUGUGUUGCCUCAGCAUUAAGGGCAUUCUACCCUUGCGGUUGUACUAAGACACUCUGAAAAAUAUUCCAAGCUUUGUAUUAACCUUGCCUGUCUAUGUAAUGAUUUCAUGAAUAUUAUUAUAUUUGUCAAAUUCCUACUGACAACAUUAUAACUAUGGGAGCUUAACUUUAUAAAGAAAUGUAUUUUGACACUGAUAUCUUAUUAAAGUAUUCUGA